Messenger RNA from Lontra canadensis (Northern American river otter), 1642 nucleotides. RefSeq names its product erythropoietin receptor (gene EPOR). Lineage: Eukaryota; Metazoa; Chordata; Mammalia; Carnivora; Mustelidae. Gene Ontology annotation, cellular component: external side of plasma membrane; membrane. Gene Ontology annotation, biological process: hemopoiesis; positive regulation of cell population proliferation; cytokine-mediated signaling pathway. The record is from RefSeq and is a predicted model, not a curated record. Gene Ontology annotation, molecular function: protein binding; erythropoietin receptor activity. The coding region runs from base 1 to 1530 and encodes 509 amino acids. The transcript is spliced from 8 exons.
AUGGAUCACCUUCGGGCCCACCUCUGGCCCAGUGUCGGCUCUCUCUGUUUCUUGCUCGCUGGGGCCGCCUGGGCUUCCCCACCCAAAUCCCUGGACCCCAAGUUUGAAAGUAAAGCGGCCCUGCUGGCUGCCCGCGAGCCCGAAGAGCUUCUGUGCUUCACCGAACGGUUGGAGGACUUGGUGUGUUUCUGGGAGGAAGCGGCAAGCGCCGGGGUCGGCCCCGACAACUACAGUUUCUUCUACCAGCUCGAGGGUGAGCCAUGGAAGCCAUGCAGCCUGCACCAGGCGCCCACGGCUCGCGGCGCGGUGCGUUUUUGGUGCUCGCUGCCUACGGCCGACACGUCGAGCUUCGUGCCCUUAGAGCUGCGAGUCACAGCGGUAUCCUCGGGCGCUCCACGCUAUCGCCGUAUCAUCCACAUCAACGAAGUGGUGCUCCUGGAUCCCCCCACGGGGCUGCUGGCGCGGCGGGCCGACGAGGGCGGCCACGUGGUACUGCGUUGGCUCCCGCCUCCUGGGGCCCCGGUGGCCAGCCUCAUCCGCUACGAAGUGAACAUCUCCUCCGGCAACAUCGCAGCCGGCGCACAGAAGGUGGAGAUUCUGGAUGGUCGCACUGAGUGUGUGCUGAGCAACCUUCGGGGUGGAACGCGUUACACCUUCAUGGUACGCGCGCGGAUGGCCGAGCCGAGCUUCGGUGGCUUCUGGAGCGCCUGGUCCGAGCCUGCGUCGCUGCUGACAGUUAGUGACUUGGACCCCCUCAUCCUGACGCUCUCCCUCAUCCUCGUGCUCAUCCUGCUGCUGCUGGCCGUGCUCGCCCUGCUCUCCCACCGCAGAGCUUUGAAACAGAAGAUCUGGCCUGGCAUUCCAAGCCCUGAGAGUGAGUUUGAGGGCCUCUUCACCACCCACAAGGGUAACUUCCAGCUGUGGUUGUACCAGAAUGAGGGCUGCCUUUGGUGGAGCCCCUGCACUCCCUUUGCAGAGGACCCACCCGCUCCCCUGGAAGUCCUCUCUGAACGCUGCUGGGGGGCAACACAGGCUGUGGAGCCAGGGACAGAGGAUGAGGGACCCCUGCUGGAGCCAGUGGGCAGUGAACAUACCCAGGACACCUACCUGGUGCUGGACAAGUGGUUGCUGCCCCGGAACCCCCACAUUAAAGAUCUGCCACGGCCUGAUGGUGGUUUGGACAUGGUAGCCAUGGAUAAAGGCUCAGAAGCAUCCUCCUACUCAUCUGCUUUGUCCCUGAAGCCUGGGCCAGAGGGGGCCUUGGGUACCAGCUUUGAGUAUACCAUCCUGGAUCCCAGCUCCCAGCUCUUGCGCCCAAGGGCACUGCCCCCUGAGCUGCCCCCGACCCCACCCCACAUAAAGUACCUGUACCUCAUGGUGUCCGACUCUGGCAUCUCAACUGACUACAGCUCAGGGGGCUCCCAGGGAGCCCAGGGUGACUCAUCGAAUGGCCCCUUCUCAAAUCCUUAUGAGAACAGCCUCUCCCCAGCCCUGGAGCCUUCACCUCCCAGCUACGUGGCCUGCUCCUAGGACUCCAGCCCUCAGAUGCUUGGAGACCCAGCAUGACCUCAAGUGCUAGUCCAGGCCUAAGACUUAUUGAGCAGGGUUGGUGAGGCCGCCCUUGGGUUUCUGCCCAGUCCAU